Molecule: messenger RNA, 736 nt
Organism: Owenia fusiformis
Lineage: Eukaryota; Metazoa; Annelida; Polychaeta; Sabellida; Oweniidae
Source: the annotation of a GenBank genome assembly
UCAUAACAUGUCUGUUAAAGUACUAGUAGAAUGUGAGAAGCUCAUUGAAAUCGAGCAUUUGUACCAAUUUGAUUAAAAUGUUAACACUAUUCUUACGAUUUAUGAAUAAAAAAGACCUGAUUAUUUAAAAAUCAAGGUAUGUAAUUUUACCGCUGAAUCACAAAUCUAUAAAAUUAAAAUGGACUCGUUAAUGCUGAAAGUCUUCCUGCUUCUGUUGCCGUUUAUUAAAGCAGCAACUGUUACUGAUGCCCUCCUUUGUUACAAAUGUACAUACAUCAAUUUCUACACUGAUGAGAACGCACUCAAGGAGAUAUCCAACCAACUCUUGGCAAGAAGUCAACAAGCGUGCCAGUUUAAUAAUGAAUAUGACGACAAACAUGCAGUGGAGAAGGAGGGUUGUAGCUAUGCACCAUCCGGUUAUGUCAAUAAAUGUCUAAAACUAGAAUCUAAAGUUACGGCAUCAUUCUUAGGCAAUGAUUAUUCAUUUGACAUAAUAAAGAGAGGAUGUGUCCAAGUCACUGAUGAAGGGCGGUGGAAAGGGAAUGGAUGUAAGACCGACCCGGGAGAAGAUUUCAUAAAACAAAUCACAGAUGAUGUUGAAAAUCUACAUGUAAAAGAUGUUAGACACAAUUUUAUGUUUAACAAUGAUGUCACAGAUGUAAGACACAAUUUUAUGUUUAACAAUGAUGUCAUAGAUGUAGCUAGCGAUGAGGCACUUGAUGCCUCACCAAACUAA